UUUUUUUCCAGAGAAACCCCAACGAGACUGCCUGCUACGAUCAGAUCGGAGAGAUGGCAGCCAUAACAACCGCGGUGGUGGCGAUAGCGGCGGUCAUCCUGGGCUGGAUCACCAUCGAGAUCGCCUGCAAGCCCUGCCUCGAGCAAGGCCGCAACGCCAUCGACCGAGCCCUCGACCCCAACUACGACCCCGACUCGGCCCAUAACCCCUCUCCUGCCGCCGCCAACGAGCCCCUUCUCCGCGACGACCAACCCGCCCCCUCUGCUCCGCCGGCCCCCAAGAUCGCCUGACCAGAGUGGGAAUUUGCGAUCUGUAGUGUCUUAUGUAAGAUUGGUUUCCUUACUUAUUACCAAUGGGUGUAGAUCCACAUUUUCUUUGCUUGAUCUUGAUGUUAUUUGGUUCGAAGAUUUUUAUGAA
Messenger RNA from Zingiber officinale, 417 nucleotides. Its product is annotated as outer envelope membrane protein 7-like. The transcript has a single exon. The coding region runs from base 54 to 290 and encodes 78 amino acids. The record is from RefSeq and is a predicted model, not a curated record. NCBI's taxonomy places the organism in Eukaryota, Viridiplantae, Streptophyta, Magnoliopsida, Zingiberales, Zingiberaceae.